GGUGGUGGUGAGGGUUGGGGUGUGAAGGCACUUGAAAUUCAGCAGAGAGAGAGGAAGAGGCACAGUGUGAAGAGGGACUGAAGCAGAACAUUAAAAGGCUUCUACCAUCAUGGACAGAAAAGUUCUUAUCAUUUACUGCGGCGGAACGUUUGGUAUGUGGACAAAAGAGGAGGACAAAAAAGGGACCGCCAGGAAGGAAGACAAGAAGGUGGACGCAGGAGCAGGGACCGCCAGGAAGGAAGACAAGAAGGCGGACGCAGGAGCAGGGACCGCCAGGAAGGAAGACAAGAAGGCGGACGCAGGAGCAGCGUCAGGAACCGGCAGGAAGGAAGACAAGAAGGCGGACGCAGGAGCAGGGAAGCUUGAACCUCAACCUCUGAAAGACAUUAAGAAGUUCAUUGAAGAUCAUUCCAAGCUUUAUGAUCAUUUCGCUAAAAAAACUGUGGAACUCCAAGAAGAUGGCUGCAUUACGCUGUAUCAACAGCUGUGCGAGGAUGACCCUGAAGACAAAUCAACAGCCAAAGCUGACGACAAGGAACGAAAGAUCUUUUACAAAUUUGAUUCCCUUCAAAAUCCAAAAGACUCCUCGAGUGCUGGCCCUGAAGACUGGAUCGACCUGACUGAAAAGAUUAGGGACAAUUUGAAAAAAUAUGAUGGAUUUGUCGUUAUCCAUGGCACAGAUACUAUGGCCUUCAUCUCAUCUGCACUCUCCUUCUUGUUGGGGAACAUCGAGAAGCCAGUGAUUGUGACUGGGGCACAGCUGCCGAUCUUCAAUCCUCGUUCUGAUGGUCUCUGCAAUCUCAUCGAUUCAUUGCUGAUUGCUGGCUGUUAUUCAGACGAGCCAGUUUUGCAUAAGGUGAUGCUCUGUUAUCAAAGGAAGUUGUACCAGGGAAACCGAGUGAUGAAGGUAGACUGUGAUAGUUUUAGUGUGUUUGACAGUCCUGAAGUUUGCCCAAUUGCGAGUCUGGAAACCACAAUCAAGCUGAUGAAAGAGAUGCAGCUUAGCAGCGCCCCUCGUACUGAGACGGUAGAGUUCAUGUUGAAAAAAGUACCAGCUGUGAGGAUGCUGAAAUUUUCCCCCGGGAUUACUGAAGAAGGGGUGCGUGGAGUUCUGCACGAAGCUGAAGGGGUUAUCCUGGAAACUUUCGGCAAUGGGAACGUUCCAGAAGAAGAGUGGCUAAGGAAGCUUCUGAUCGAUGCUGACAAAAACAAUGUUCUGAUGUUAAACUGCACUCAAGUCCUUCGAGGAAGAGUUGCAUCAGUCUAUGCUGCAUCCAAGAUACUGACAGAGGCCAAUGUUAUCCCUGGCUAUGACAUUACCCCUGUAGCAGGAAUGACCAAGAUGGUGUGGGUACUGAAGUUAAAUGUGAAUCACCAGAAAAGAUGUGAGAUUAUGAAUCACAGUGUAUAUGGAGAGUCAUGUGCUCCUACUCUGAAGUUCAACUUGAAAAUAGAAGUAAAGAAAUAAAAACUACUGCUCUCAGGUCUUCAUAGCCAUAUUUACAUCUAUUUACAACAUAGCAGACUACCUUUCAUGCAUAACAAAGAAGAUAGGAGUAUUGUGUGAAGCUAGCUGGCUAACUAGCUAACUUAUAUCUACUGCCUUACUGAGAAAGGGAGCUGCGUCUGUGGUUGAAGAAGCCAAACGUCCAUACGUCUGCCAUUACUGCAGAAUAAGAGUAUACAUACCUAUAACUACCAUCCCAAAGAGUAAAGAAUAGUAAAUGCAUGAUUCUGUACUCAGUGUUCUCAAGUCUCACGCACCUCAGCUAGUUCACAUGCUCAAAUGUAUAUUAUAAUGUACUCUCGUUGAGCCAAUCAAAAUAUAGAUCGCUCUGUUGUUAGGCAGACCUAGUCAAAGAGGGUGGAGUUUCUGAAGGAGAACGGCGGCCAACACCCCCCCC
Astyanax mexicanus (Mexican tetra) is the source of this 1904-nucleotide messenger RNA. RefSeq names its product L-asparaginase 1. Lineage: Eukaryota; Metazoa; Chordata; Actinopteri; Characiformes; Acestrorhamphidae. The record is from RefSeq and is a predicted model, not a curated record. The transcript is spliced from 16 exons. The coding region runs from base 110 to 1468 and encodes 452 amino acids. Gene Ontology annotation, molecular function: asparaginase activity.